Molecule: messenger RNA, 1518 nt
Organism: Lathyrus oleraceus (garden pea)
Lineage: Eukaryota; Viridiplantae; Streptophyta; Magnoliopsida; Fabales; Fabaceae
Product: DNA polymerase lambda
Exons: 9
Coding region: 713-1303 (196 amino acids)
Biological process (GO): double-strand break repair via nonhomologous end joining
Cellular component (GO): nucleus
Molecular function (GO): DNA binding; DNA-directed DNA polymerase activity
Source: RefSeq, a predicted model, not a curated record
UAUAAUAUUAAUAGGGACUUGGUUAUGAACAUGGAGAUCCUAGGCCCUGUACCGAGUAGUAUGCGAUGCUUAGUGAAAUACUUAAGUGGUUUGGUUUUUCUCCCUUGACAAUUAGCUUAUAAGGGAGGGAUUUUUCUAGUGCAUGGGUGCCUAUCAUUUUCAUUGCAGAAUAAAAGUGCACAUGUUGUUAUUUAGAUACUAGUCUGAUAAUUUCUGUGUGCUAUGAUUCUUUCCAUUUUUAGAAAGCUGGGUUCCAAUGUUCAAUUAUGCUUCUUAUUACUAACUUCUUUUAUCAACUUUUUAAAAUUGACUUUAUUCAUUGUUGACAAAUGACUCUUCAUUGCUAAUACAAACAUCUGCAUUUGAUCCUCAAUAAGACAUCUGUGCCUUUUCCUUUGUACAUAUUGAGCAACUUGUUUGGGUCAGGUAAUAGACAAAAAAUUGUUUUUACUGUGUUCAGAUUCAGGAGAUAAUCACUACUGGGAAGUUAUCGAAAUUGGAACACUUUGAAAUUGAUGAAAAGGUGCAAACAAUAUCUUUAUUUGGAGAAGUUUGGGGUGUAGGCCCAGCCACAGCUCUGAAAUUGUAUGACAAAGGACACCGUACAUUAGACGAUCUUAGGAAUGAUGAUUCACUUACAAAUGCACAGAAGUUAGGAUUGAAAUACUUUGAUGAUAUUAGGCAACGGGUUCCACGCCAUGAGGUUCAAGAGAUGGAACAAAUUUUGCAGAAAGUUGGGGAGGAUGUUUUACCUGGGGUUAUCAUUAUUUGUGGAGGAUCAUAUCGACGUGGGAAAGCUACUUGUGGGGACAUUGAUAUCAUUAUAACACAUCCUGAUGGAACAAGUCACAAAGGAUUUUUGCCCAAGUUUGUAAAGUGUUUAAAGGAUAUGAAUUUCCUGAGGGAGGAUUUAAUUUUCAGUACCCACAGUGAAGAGGUAGUGUUGGCUUUUGCUUUUUCUCUACCCAUGGGCACUGAUUCUGGUGUUGACACAUACUUUGGUUUUUGCACUUAUCCUGGACGGGAGUUGCGGCAUCGUAUUGAUUUAAAGGUAUACCCAAGAGACAUAUAUACUUUCGGACUUGUAGCUUGGACCGGAAAUGAUGUAUUAAAUAGGAGGUUGAGGCUGCAAGCAGAAUCUAGAGGAUUUAGGCUUGAUGAUACAGGGUUCUUUCCAGCUAUUCAAGGCUCUGGUGGCAAACGGGGCACAAAAGGUACUGCAAAUAUGAAAUUAUAUACCGAAAGGGAGGUGUUUGAUUUCCUGGGUUUUCCUUGGCUUGAACCACAUGAAAGAAAUCUCUAAAUACCGGAAUAGUUUGGUUAGUCUUCUAGAAGUAUGAGAUACAGCGUCGUCUUGCGAUACUGGGAAGUGGUGUCUAGCUUGAUUUUGGUGGGCUCUGAAAUCCAAUGCUUUGUAAAUAUAUAUGUAGGAAGGAUACCAGAUUACAAUUCUGGCGUCAUCUUCAAAAGAUCGUGUACACAAAAAUAGAUCAAUAGGAUGAAUGCUGUUUUUGUUUC